Molecule: messenger RNA, 1380 nt
Organism: Durusdinium trenchii
Lineage: Eukaryota; Dinophyceae; Suessiales; Symbiodiniaceae
Source: the annotation of a GenBank genome assembly
AUGAGUCUGCACGCUUUUGAAGUCCACAACUGUUUGACUUCUUCAUGCCAGGCGCCUGUACAUGAAGCUGUCGGUUUUUUCAAAGGUGGAAAAGGCGUAUUGCCAGUUGGCAAGGUGGAUGUUGCACCAGAAGGAAACUUGCAAGAGGCGGGAAAGCUACUAGGAGCUCCUGGUCUUACUGCUAGGGGCACGGACGCUACUAGGGGCUCCUGGCAGGUUUUGGAGCACCACUCCCACGACCGAGUGGACGCUUGGAGCAAAGGGAACAUGGGAGGAGACAGAGGACAUUCUCCACCACCGUCAGACGAGGAGUCUGCUGGGCCCAGUACCGCGCCAGUUCCUCCCAGUGGAUCCUCCAUCACGCAGGCGGCGCUGGCGGCCCUGCAGCGCUCUGGCCUUCAGCUUGCACCCCAGGAUAGGAAGCCCAGCCAUCCUUCAGCAGCGCCCAAGGCCUUUGUGAAACAGUGGACAGAGGAAGAUUCUGAAGAGGACUGGGAGGAGCAUCAAGACUCUUGGAGCGACCGAAGGUGGAAAGGAGACGAGAGCCAGCGGCCACAGCGGGACAGCUGGGACACUUGGAGUGAGAACGAGACGUGGGAGGAUGAAGCGGACUCCAAGCAGAAUUGGGAGACUGAAGAGGCUGAGACCUGGGAAAGAAAGACGUCGAGCUGGGAGUCAAGACCCAAAUCACCUCGGUCAGAGGGUUGGAAGUGGAACCGAGAAGAAGUCGCUCAGACUCAAGGCGAUUCGGGUCGCGACCACCGCGACCACCGCGACCGCGAAGUCUGGGAGGACUGGAGUUGGAACGAGACGGACUCGAAGGACUCGAAGGAGUGGAAGGAAUGGAAGGACGAUCGAUGGGAAUGGAGAAGUGGAUCGAGGCACAGGGAAGAUGAGAAGUGGGAGCAAGACGAACGGGAUGAUGGAAGGUGGAAGGAGAGUGAUCGUCAGACUUGGAAGGAAGAGAAAGACGAUGAGAAGUGGGAGGAGGUCAAAGAAGAGGAGGUGUGGGAGAAAGAAGAAGCUGACAAGUCUUGGAACGAAGAAAAGGACGAAGAAAAGUGGGAAGUCGAGGAAGAGGAGGGGAAAGAACAGGAGAAAUUGGAGGAAGAGAGGGAAGACGAGCAGUGGGAAGAAGGGGCAGAUGAAAAGACCUGGAAGAAAGAGGAAGAACAUAAAACAUGGGAGGAGGCUCAGGAGGCUGAGGAGGCUGAGGAGGCAAAGGAGGCAAAACAAGAUGAGCAGCUAGAGGAACAGUGGGAGGAAGAGAGUGAAGACGAGGAAGAUUGGAACUGGGACACCCGUGCUCCUGACGUCAAAGAGGCCGGGUCUCUCGACACCUGUGGACAUGAUGCCCCAAGGUGGACACUUCAAACAUAG